Messenger RNA from Stomoxys calcitrans (stable fly), 757 nucleotides. Its product is annotated as glutathione S-transferase 2. Gene Ontology annotation, biological process: glutathione metabolic process. Lineage: Eukaryota; Metazoa; Arthropoda; Insecta; Diptera; Muscidae. The transcript is spliced from 2 exons. The record is from RefSeq and is a predicted model, not a curated record. Gene Ontology annotation, molecular function: glutathione transferase activity. The coding region runs from base 92 to 721 and encodes 209 amino acids.
UAAAAGUUCGCCAAAAAAAAGUUAAUGAGAUAUUUGAGCUUAGAUAAUAAAUUUAAUCUUAAAAAAAUGAGUUGGCAAAAUUUUGAAAACUAUGGAUUUGUACUAUCUCUCUGAUUCGCCUCCCUGUCGUGCAGUUUUGUUAACAGCCAAAGCCCUUGGCAUUGAAUUAAACAAAAUACCUUUGGAUUUUGAAGCCGAAGAACAUUUGAAACCGGAAUUUGUACAAAUCAAUCCCCAGCAUACCGUACCCACUUUGGUUGAUGGCGACUUCAUUUUGUGGGAAUCUCGUGCCAUAAUGAUCUACUUGGUCGAAAAGUAUGGCCAAGAAGAUGAUCCCUUGUAUCCCAAAUGUCCAGAGAAACGAGCUUUGAUUAAUCAACGACUUUAUUUUGAUAUGGGAACCUUAUUCGGUAGUUACAUCGAUUACUAUUAUCCUCAAAUGCUGGAAAAGAAACCUGGAAAUCCCGAACUGCUUCCUAAGUUAGAGAAGGCCAUGGAAUUUUUAGAUAUAUUUUUAUCCAACUCUGAUUAUGCUGCUGGUGAUACCAUGACCUUGGCUGAUCUGGCUUUCCUGGUUAGUGUUAGCUCUAUGGAAGUUGUGGAUUUUGAUAUCAAACGUUAUGAGAAUGUCUACAAGUGGUAUGAAAAUAUCAAGGAAGAAGCCCCGGGGGCAGCAGAGGAUUGGGAGAUGUGCUUGGAAUUGAAAAAGUAUUUGAAAUGAAAGUGUGAUGAAUAAAGAUAAUGUUUGUGAAGUUAA